GCCCCAACAAUAAAAUCUAAAUUUGCUAACCCUCGUUUCAGCUCCUGAAAGAACUUCCCAAAAAAACCUAUCAUCACAGUCAUGGAAGACCACCGUCAUAGAAGACACCCGCUUCUUCCUCUUCCCUCUUCCGCACCAGGUGCCUCCAUGAAGCUACUCGAUUUCUCGAUUUCUCGAUUUCAUCCAAAUUCUUGUGAUUAUGUUUUGCCAGAAACUUUGUCGUUGAAGGCCAUGCCUCCUUCUGUGCCGGCGACAGAAGGGGAUGAUUUAGUGACCCCUCAGUCCAUAGGUGAGGAUGCGGUGGAUGGAGAAAAAUCAAGUGCUGCGGCGGCUUUGGCGGCGGCUGCUGCUGCUGCGGGCCGAAUGAAGAAGUCGUCAGUGAAAUCGAAAUCAGGACCUAAGACAGCAUGGCGGAAGCUCCUUUCUCAGUGUUCUCAGAUGAUCAACCUGUUACAAGCAAUUAUGAAAACUCCUCAUUGUAUGUGUUGGAAUGGUUAUUACCAAGAAUUGGACUUCCAGACAAGAUUAUAGUGAAGGAUGUAAGAACAUUAUGUGUAAAUCAUGAUUUUAACUUUUAAGUUAAUCAAAUUUGGAUUUUCUGUUUCUGUCUCACAACAUAGGUAAAGUUCACGUUUGGUAACUGGUUCUGUCUCACACAACAUUACUCUAUUUUGCUGAGUCUCUAGUUUUUCUUUCUUCAUUCUGUUUUACAUUUUGUUAUUCUUCAUUGUUAUUAAUGUCUUGCAUCAUUCAUAUAGCUUUUCCAACAAGAGAUAACUUCUGCAGUUACGAUUUUACUUAUGGUGCAUCAAUAAUAUUCAAUCAUUGUAAUACUCAGAGGAAUUCUGAGAAACAUGACAAUGAUAAUAACUGCAACAGAGGAAGGUUCUUGAGGACAUAAGUGGUUAGGAAACCUCAUGACUAAAGUG
Molecule: messenger RNA, 929 nt
Organism: Arachis ipaensis
Lineage: Eukaryota; Viridiplantae; Streptophyta; Magnoliopsida; Fabales; Fabaceae
Source: RefSeq, a predicted model, not a curated record